AUGCCCCCUCUAAAUAUAGCCCAGGGAAGUGAGCUCAGGCCUAUUUUAAGACCAAAUUGGGAGGCUGCGAGGCCUUUCCCAGGAUCCCAAAAGAGCCACUGCUGUCUUUGUCCAGUUCUGCUACUGGGCACUCUCAUCGGGGCCCGAAUACAUAUGAACGCCAUGCCUGAGGAGACCCAAGAAGACACUGUGUUGCCAAUGCAGAACCAGAGGAGCAGGGGAACACUGGCUCCUAACAACGUGCAGGAGGUACGUCUGCACCGAGUGGAGUCCAUCAGUGACCUACACAGUGGAGGUUCACUACAGCCCUAUUUGGCUGAAGAGGCACAGACGUGGGAAGAGCUUCUGGGUGUCUUGCCGCCAGCACUGUGUACCCAAGCUGAUUGCAGCCCCAUGUGUGGCCGUGGGGGGUUCCUACUGCUAUUGGCACUGCUAGUAUUCACCUGCCUGGCAUUAGCCAUCCUGGCUGUCUACCUAAGUGUGCUGCAGAGCGAAUCCCUGAGGGUCUUGGCACACACACUGCGCACACAAGAGGAGACGCUGCUCAAAUUGCGCCUGGCUAGCCUCAGUCAGCUAAGGAGGCUCAACUCCAGCGAAGCUCGGGCACCCAGCUGAGAUGCCAUUUGUAUGUGAGGGGGGAGAUAAAGGGGCCUUUGGCAGGUCUCUGUUCUCCCAUUGAUGGCUAGCAACAUCUACACAAUUUCCUUGGUGAGAUUUCUGUACAAGUGCCUGACGUGACUCAAUAGCUUCCUGCCGGUCUUGACCUCUUCAGGUUAGGCCUGAUCAAGCCUUCUGGUGCCAAGGCUCUCCUUUGGAUAGCCAAAGGUCAGAGGAUGGGGCACCAGCCGCCUCCUGGCUCCUCCUAUGGCCUGUCAGCACCCUUUGGCCACCCCCAGAUAGGAGAUUCAGAAGUCUAGAAAUAGCUGUCCCCGCUUGGCCACCCACUCUGCCAGGCAUCCUAGUGGGGGGUCCAGUCUCAGUUCUCAGACAAGCUAAGCUGAGUUGGGGGUGGGGGACCAUGCAGGCAGACUGCCUUGGAGGGCAAAGAUGAAAUAGAGAUCUAGCUGGGGCCAAGCCUAGGGUGGGAGAUGAGAGGGAAGGUCAGCAAAGGACUCAGGAUAAAGGUCACAGGGGGAACAAGUAUUGUUUAAUACUCUGUCAUUUUUAAAAAUCAGCACACACAUUCAUGCUAGGUAGCUUUGCCUACCGUAUGCCAUUGUGGACAGGUGCCAGACCCCCAAAGGAAGUGGCCCCAGGGGGCAAAGUCUAAAAAAGGAAAGGGUCAGUCCUUUCUCACCUGCCCCUCAGCUCUGCGAAUGGUGCACAUUUGGUUUCACCUGAGACAGGACAGGAUGAGGCCAUAGCCACAGGGCUGAGUGCAGAUACAGAGGGCCAGAGUCUUAAGUGUCCUGAUCCCUUGGCCCUCCCACAUUUGUCUAUUUUUGGUUUCAUCAUUAAAAAAAUAAUAAUAAAGUGACAAUCACUGGUGGGGA
Messenger RNA from Myodes glareolus (Bank vole), 1493 nucleotides. It is a transcript of the gene Lsmem2, whose product is annotated as leucine rich single-pass membrane protein 2. NCBI's taxonomy places the organism in Eukaryota, Metazoa, Chordata, Mammalia, Rodentia, Cricetidae. The record is from RefSeq and is a predicted model, not a curated record.